This is a messenger RNA of Coregonus sp. 'balchen', 1434 nucleotides long. NCBI's taxonomy places the organism in Eukaryota, Metazoa, Chordata, Actinopteri, Salmoniformes, Salmonidae. The record is from the annotation of a GenBank genome assembly.
UGGCAGAUGUGGCUUUGUGACGCAAAAUAAUGUUUACCAGCAAAGGGGUGAAGUUACCAUCUUCUAUAGACAAUAUUGAAUUAAGUUAUUUCUUUAUUUUCACUAAAUCUAAUCAAAUUAUCGGACGUUUGGUAGGUGCCAAAUUGUAACUCCUAACCCUACAUUGUCGAGUGAAUUAUUGUGGCUUCCGUUUUACAAAUAACUUUAGCUAGCUAGCUUUUACAACUGGACAAAAGAAAGACCAACGGCAACUGGUUGUCGCUGGGCCUUGUUGUGUAGCCUUUGUUUCAACGGAGGAAAAUUCUACAUUUUGCUUGAUAUUUCGGAUAUAGACCCAACUUGGGCUCUUUGCUAUUCAACGUCUGGCUGAUGAGAUAAAUAGCAUCUAAAUUCGAAAAUGAAAACUGAAGUCUCAACAGCGGCCAGCUUUGUUGCCAGAUUGCUGAGAGCAACUGGAUACUUGUCAGAAGACCAACUGAAAGAGUUCACCCAUUCCUUGGAGGAAGCUUUAGGAGGUAUGUAGCUAGCUCGGUAAAAGCCAUUGUUGUGUUGUUGACAUCACAUAGCCUAUAGACUACUAGUUAGUUACUAUUAAGCAAAGUAGCUAAUUACCUCUGCUCUGGGUCUAAUGGUUUGCUCUCAUUGCCUUCUCUACAGAGCACUACCAAUACCACUGGUUCCCCCAGGCUCCAUGCAAAGGCUCGGGUUACAGAUGUCUCAGGAUCAACCACAAAAUAGACCCCUUGAUUGGCCAAGCAGCAUGCACCAUUGGACUCACUCGAGAACAACUCUUCUCCCUGCUGCCCAGUGAACUGACGAUGUGGGUCGAUCCGUACGAAGUGUCCUAUCGGAUAGGAGAGGACGGCUCCAUCUGCGUCCUCUACGAGUCCACACCACCAAUGCCAACUAAUGCCAACACAACAGACAUGGUCAGCUGCAAGGAAGAACUGAGAUUCGGAAGGUCAAGCCCCUCUAAGUCGUUCAUGAUGACCGUCUCAAGCUAAUAUUUUUAUGUUCAGAGCUUUCUCUGGGCACUUCUGUAUCAGUUCUGCCCCACAUUUUGAUGUAAUUAAUUAAGACAUUAAAAGGCAUACUUAGGGAUUUUGGCAAUGAGGCCCUUUUUCUACUUCCACAGUCAGAUAGAAAUGGUAUCCACGAGUUAAUCUAUCUGUGUCAGGUAUGUUUUGUAAGCCAAUGCUAACUAGUGUUGGCAAAAUGACUGGAAGUUUAUGGGUAUCUGUUAGCAUGCUAGCAGAUACCAUAGACAUCCAGUCAUUAUGCUAACACCAGUUAGCAAUUGCACAAGCGCUAGUUAGCAACUUCCUUCAUACUGGACACAGAGACAUAUAAAUGGUAUCCACGAGUUCAUCUGACUCUGGGGAAGUAGAUAAAGGGCCUCUUUGCCAAAACCCCGAAGUAUCCCUUUAACGAUUU